Drosophila guanche is the source of this 1135-nucleotide messenger RNA. RefSeq names its product pyridoxal phosphate phosphatase. Gene Ontology annotation, cellular component: cytoplasm. The coding region runs from base 35 to 1015 and encodes 326 amino acids. NCBI's taxonomy places the organism in Eukaryota, Metazoa, Arthropoda, Insecta, Diptera, Drosophilidae. The record is from RefSeq and is a predicted model, not a curated record. Gene Ontology annotation, molecular function: phosphatase activity. The transcript is spliced from 2 exons.
AAUUUUUCGUUAAAUUACUGAACUGAAAUUACCAAUGCUUAGGCGAAGUUGCACCCUCCUAGCGAAGACACCGAAGCAGCAGGUGCUCGAGUGGCUGGGCUCCAUAGACACCGUGCUCUUUGGGUCUGACGGAGUACUCUGGAAGUUUGAUGAUCCGAUUGAGGGAUCUGUGGAAGCCUUUAAUGCCAUGAGGGCCAAGGGGAAGCGCUGCUUCAUAGUUACCAACGAUGCCAGCAUGGUGUCGAGUGAUCUGGCCCAGAAGGCCAUGCGCCUCGGCUUCCAAGUGGGGGAGCAGGAAGUUCUCAGCUCAGCGGCGAGCAUAUCCCACUAUCUGGUGGCCAAAAAGUUCAGUAAAAAGGCUCUAGUCGUGGGCGAAGCGGGAAUCCAAAAGGAGCUCGGAAAGGCUGGCAUCCAAUUCGUUACCAUUGAUCAGGACGCAGGAGAUAAGCAGAUGAAGGACUUUGCCCGCCAACUCGAGGUCGAUCCCGAUGUGGGAGCUGUGGUGGUGGGCUGUGACAGCAGCUUCAAUGUGUCCAAGAUCGUCGUGGCCUGCACCUACCUGCUCAAUCCCAGGGUUCUGUUUCUGGGCACCUGCAUGGAUACCAGCUACCCGUUGUGCGACAAGCGAGUGACUGUGGGUGCUGCCGCUAUGGUGGUUCCCAUUGAAAAGAGCAGCAAUCGGAAGCCCCUCAUCAUGGGCAAGCCCAAUCCUCAAAUGGUGAAUAAGCUAAGGCUUUCCGGAUCCCUCAAUCCGGAGAAAACACUCGUCAUUGGGGAUCGGUUGAGUUCGGAUGUCAUUUUCGCCAGCAACUGCGGUUUCAAAUCACUUUUAGUGGGUUCGGGAGCGACAUCUCUCGAGGAAGCGCAGAAACUCCAAUGCGAAGGCAAUGAGAGAAAACUGAUGAUGGUUCCGGACACGUAUUUGCCCUGCUUGGGACACUUAAUGGAAUAUCUGUGUGAAGAUGAGGGUACAGCGGAAAAGAAGCGUGUCGACAAAACAGAAAAUAAGGCUUAGCUCGUAUAAACCGCGAUUAGUUUGAUUUUAAAUGUUCGCGGGUUAGUCAAACAGCUGUUUGGCCGCUGCCAUCGUUUUUCAGCACUGGCUCAAGUAAAUAAAUAUCGAUGUAUCGAUCAA